Molecule: messenger RNA, 3938 nt
Organism: Sorex fumeus (smoky shrew)
Lineage: Eukaryota; Metazoa; Chordata; Mammalia; Eulipotyphla; Soricidae
Gene: NCAM1
Product: neural cell adhesion molecule 1
Exons: 21
Coding region: 390-3794 (1134 amino acids)
Biological process (GO): cell adhesion
Cellular component (GO): membrane
Molecular function (GO): protein binding
Source: RefSeq, a predicted model, not a curated record
CUGGCGGCCGCAUCUGCCUCCCCUGUCUCUCUUACCUCCUUGAUGUUCGGCACUAUUUGUGGCCGGCGUGGUGGAAGGACACAGUGAGGUUCUCACCCGCGCCCCCCGCCCCCGCUCGCAUCCCCAGCUCCAUCAAAGCGGGCCCGGGCCAGCGCAAGGAUCUCCGAGUUGCGACUGUGCUGAGGCUGGGACUGUCACUCAUUCUCCGAUCCGCGCGUGAACGCAGCUCGGCGGCCGCUGGCAGGAAACAAUUCUGCAAAAAUAAUCAUACUCAGCCUGGCAAUUGUCUGCCCCUAGGUCUGUUGCUCUGCCGCCGUCCACGCUCGCUGCAAGGGGGGAGGCACAGAAUUUGCCGCGGCACGAACAUCCCUCCCAGCCAGCAGAUUACAAUGCUGCCAACUAAGGAUCUCAUCUGGACUUUGUUUUUCCUGGGAACUGCAGUUUCUCUGCAGGUGGACAUUGUUCCCAGCCAAGGGGAAAUCAGCGUUGGAGAGUCCAAGUUCUUCUUGUGUCAAGUGGCGGGAGACGCCAAAGACAAAGACAUCUCCUGGUUCUCUCCCAAUGGAGAAAAGCUCACCCCAAAUCAGCAGCGGAUCUCGGUGGUGUGGAAUGAUGACUCUUCGUCCACGCUCACCAUCUACAAUGCCAACAUUGACGACGCCGGCAUUUACAAGUGUGUGGUCACUGGCGAGGACGGCACUGAGUCAGAGGCCACAGUCAAUGUGAAGAUUUUCCAGAAGCUCAUGUUCAAGAACGCGCCAACCCCACAGGAGUUCCGGGAGGGAGAAGACGCUGUGAUUGUGUGUGAUGUGGUCAGCUCCCUGCCCCCAACCAUUAUCUGGAAGCACAAAGGCCGAGAUGUCAUUCUGAAAAAAGAUGUUCGAUUCAUAGUCCUGUCCAACAACUACCUGCAGAUCCGGGGCAUCAAGAAAACAGACGAGGGCACCUACCGCUGUGAGGGCAGGAUCCUGGCAAGGGGGGAGAUCAACUUCAAGGACAUUCAGGUCAUUGUGAAUGUGCCUCCCACGGUCCAGGCCAGACAGAGCAUAGUGAAUGCCACCGCCAACCUGGGCCAGUCCGUCACCCUGGUGUGUGAUGCUGAAGGCUUCCCAGAGCCCACCAUGAGUUGGACCAAGGAUGGGGAACAGAUAGAGGAUGAGGAAGACGAGAAGUACAUUUUCAGCGAUGACAGUUCUGAGCUGACCAUCAGGAAGGUGGAUAAGAAUGACGAGGCUGAGUAUGUCUGCAUUGCCGAGAACAAAGCUGGAGAGCAGGAUGCGUCCAUCCACCUCAAAGUCUUCGCAAAACCCAAAAUUACAUAUGUAGAAAACCAGACGGCCAUGGAACUGGAGGAACAGGUCACGCUGACUUGUGAGGCCUCAGGAGACCCCAUUCCCUCCAUCACCUGGAGAACAUCCACCCGAAACAUCAGCAGCGAAGAAAAGGCUUCGUGGACUCGACCAGAGAAGCAAGAGACCCUGGACGGGCACAUGGUGGUACGCAGCCACGCCCGCGUGUCGUCGCUCACCCUGAAGAGCAUCCAGUACACGGACGCCGGCGAAUACAUCUGCACAGCCAGCAACACCAUUGGCCAGGACUCGCAGGCCAUGUACCUCGAAGUGCAGUACGCCCCCAAGCUGCAGGGACCCGUGGCCGUGUAUACGUGGGAAGGAAACCAGGUGAACAUCACCUGUGAAGUCUUCGCCUACCCCAGUGCCACCAUCUCUUGGUUCCGCGAUGGUCAGCUCCUGCCAAGUUCCAACUACAGCAAUAUCAAGAUCUAUAGCACCCCUGCGGCCAGCUACCUGGAGGUCACCCCAGACUCUGAGAAUGACUUCGGGAACUAUAACUGUACUGCUGUGAACCGCAUCGGACAGGAGUCAUUGGAGUUCAUCCUGGUCCAGGCCGACACCCCCUCUUCGCCCUCCAUCGACCAGGUGGAGCCUUACUCAAGUACAGCGCAAGUGCAGUUUGAUGAACCGGAAGCCACAGGCGGGGUGCCCAUCCUCAAGUACAAGGCCGAGUGGAGAGCUGUGGGCGAGGAAGUGUGGCAUUUCAAGUGGUAUGAUGCCAAGGAAGCCAACAUGGAGGGCAUCGUCACCAUCGUGGGCCUAAGGCCUGAGACAACCUAUGCCGUGCGGCUGGCGGCUCUCAAUGGCAAGGGCCUGGGUGAGCUCAGUGCCGCCUCUGAGUUCAAGACACAGCCAGUCCAUAGCCCUCUUCCACGAGAGCCAAGUGCACCGAAGCUGGAAGGGCAGAUGGGAGAAGACGGGAACAGCAUUAAGGUGAACCUGAUCAAGCAGGAUGAUGGUGGCUCACCCAUCAGACACUACCUGGUCAAGUACCGAGCGAUGCUGUCCUCCGAGUGGAAGCCAGAGAUCAGGCUCCCGUCGGGCAGCGACCAUGUCAUGCUCAAAUCCCUGGACUGGAACGCAGAGUACGAGGUCUACGUGGUGGCUGAGAACCAGCAGGGCAAGUCUAAGGCAGCUCAUUUUGUGUUCAGGACCUCGGCCCAGCCCACCGCCAUCCCAGCCAAUGGCAGCCCCACAGCAGGCCUGAGCACCGGGGCCAUCGUGGGCAUCCUCAUCGUCAUCUUCGUGCUGCUCCUGGUGGUGGUGGACAUCACCUGCUACUUCCUGAACAAGUGCGGCCUGCUCAUGUGCAUCGCAGUCAACCUGUGUGGGAAGGCCGGGCCCGGAGCCAAGGGCAAAGACAUGGAGGAGGGCAAAGCCGCCUUCUCGAAAGACGAGUCCAAGGAGCCCAUUGUGGAGGUGAGGACUGAAGAGGAACGGCCCCCCAACCACGACGGAGGGAAGCACGCGGAGCCCAACGAGACCACGCCGCUGACAGAGCCCGAGCUGCCUGCCGACACCACAGCCACUGUCGAGGACAUGCUGCCUUCUGUCACCACCGUCACCGCUAACUCUGACACUAUCACCGAAACCUUUGCCACUGCUCAGAACAGCCCUACCAGUGAGACCACCACCCUGACCUCCAGUAUUGCCCCCCCAGCCAAUGCCACCCCUGACUCAAACUCUGUGCCCGCCGGCCAGGUCUCCCCUUCCAAGGGGCCCGGCGCUGUCACCUCUGCCCCAUCCCCAGCCUCAGCCCCCAAGGUGGCCCCGCUUGUCGACCUGAGUGACACCCCGACUUCAACCCCCGCUGCCAGCAAUUUGUCUUCUAGCGUCCUGGCUAACCAGGGGGCUGUACUCAGCCCCAGCGCCCCUGCCAGCGUCGGGGAGGCUUCCAAGGCCCCUCCGGCCAGCAAGCCAGCCCCUGCGCCAGGCCCUACCUCGGCCGGGACAGCCAGUCCCCUAGCAGCGGCGGCUGCCCCUGCCCCAGAAACCCCCCCGGCCAAGCAGGAGGCUCCCAGCACCAAAGGCCCGGACCCCGAGCCCACCCCGUCCGGAGCCGUGAAGAGCCCGGCCGAGGCCGCCACGGGCCUCUCUAGCCCGAAGAGCGAGGGCGCCUCCGUCAACGCCACAAACCCUGCCCAGGGCGAGGACUUUAAAAUGGACGAAGGGAACUUCAAGACCCCUGAUAUUGACCUUGCAAAGGAUGUUUUUGCAGCCCUGGGCUCUCCUGCUCCCGCCGCUGGGGCCAGUGGACAAGCCCCUGAGCUUGCUCCUUCCACUGCAGACAGCUCUGUUCCGCCUGCACCAGCCAAGACCGAGAAAGGCCCCGUAGAAGCAAAGCCGGAGUGCCCGGAGACAGAAACGAAGCCAGCGCCAGCCGAUGUGAAGACGGUGCCCAACGACGCCACACAGACAAAGGAGAAUGAGAGCAAAGCAUGAUGGGGGACGAGAAGCCAGCAAAGAUCAAAAUACAAAGUGACACAGCAGCUUCACCAGAGCAUUUCCAAUGUUCCAGCACACACACACACACACAUACACACACACAUGCACACGCACAUACACACACACACACAUACACACACA